UUCUGGGCUUCUAUGGAGACUUCUGAAUUCUUUGGCUAUAGGCACGUUGAACGUGAAUCAAUCUUAUUAAAUCAAAGGAUAAGUUAGCCAAAGAGACACGGCGAAACAAUUUGGAAUAAUGGCACUCAGUCCGCAGACGAAGCAGAAAAUUGCAGUCAUUCUCGAUAUUUCCAAAGUCGUGUUCCACUGGGGAUUUAUUCCCGCAGUCCUGUAUUUAGGAUUUAAAAAAGGCGCGGAACCUGGAAUGCCACCACUUACGCUAAUGCAUCUGCUGUGGCAGUAACCAAAAUUCCUCGCCGCAUUACACUUAUUUGAAAAUGUGUUUUUUCUUUAUAUUCUGGUUAUGUGAAUUGUAAAAAAUUUGCCUGUGUAUUUACUAGAAUUAUGUCAGUCUUGCAGAUAUAUCUGUCAGUACCUUAGGUUAAUUAAAUCCUAUUUCGUUACAAUAAUUAUUUUAACCAUUUAAUAUAAAGAAAAUAUACUUUGAACUCGUUAAUAAUGUUUGUAUUAUUACGGAUAUCUCAUUUGCAAUAAUGAACAGAUCAUUUUUAAAUAAUAAACAAUGCUGUACACGUUAAACUGUAACAAUUAAGUAUUGCGUGUGAAUAUAUAUUUUAUUAAAGAAA
Molecule: messenger RNA, 626 nt
Organism: Orussus abietinus
Lineage: Eukaryota; Metazoa; Arthropoda; Insecta; Hymenoptera; Orussidae
Gene: Tom7
Product: mitochondrial import receptor subunit TOM7 homolog
Exons: 3
Coding region: 119-283 (54 amino acids)
Biological process (GO): protein import into mitochondrial matrix
Cellular component (GO): mitochondrial outer membrane translocase complex
Source: RefSeq, a predicted model, not a curated record